This is a messenger RNA of Phytophthora sojae, 396 nucleotides long. RefSeq lists its product as hypothetical. The annotation marks the transcript as partial. The record is from RefSeq and is a predicted model, not a curated record. Gene Ontology annotation, biological process: cell surface receptor signaling pathway. The transcript has a single exon. Lineage: Eukaryota; Oomycota; Peronosporomycetes; Peronosporales; Peronosporaceae.
AUGGAUUUCAUCGUUGAUGUCUUACACCAGGUCUACGAGCUGCAAGGUAGAGCACGCCACCAGCGCCGAGCCAACCGAGAGAUUUACCUGCGGGCGAUGGAAAUGUACACGGAGCUCCAAAUGUCGGAAUCCGUUCAAAACAACGGAACACUGCAGCGCACCGCCGCAUUGGAGAAGUUUGCAGAUAGUGUGAGGGACUUCCACAGCUACCUACGAGCAUACAAUAACAAGCCCAGAGUCGUCCGCCUUGUGAAAAGGUCCGAAAUGGAGGAGCGGCAGCAACAAAUCAACGACGAAAUGGGCCAACUCAUCCAGACGAUGAAUUUCGCCGCAACGAUAGCGUCAAUGAACACGGACGCUUCUGUUGCCCGGGCCAACAACAAGAAGAGAUUCCCC